AUGUGCAGCGACUCAGGGCACGGUCUGAUCGAUUUAGAGUCCCCGGGGAAACAAGGGAAUUCCCUGAAAGGGUUAUUCAGGAUCAUAAUUUGUAUUCCAAAAGAUGAAUCUCUCUCUCCCUCUCCCCCCCCCCAGUCUGAGUUUUCCAGUGUCGCCAUCCUCCACCAGGCCAGGAGAGACCAUGUAGCUGAGUCAUGUCGGGCCCACAGUGCAUCCAGCCGCAAGCGCCGGGUCCUGACCCCCGGUGACCUCAAACACCUGGUGGUGGAUGAGGAGCAUGAGCUCAUCUACUGCUAUGUCCCCAAGGUGGCCUGCAGCAACUGGAAACGCGUCAUGAUGGUCCUCACGGGACGCGGCAAGUACAGUGACCCUAUGGAGAUCCCUUCCAACGAGGCCCACGUCCCGUCCAACCUGAAAUAUCUGAACCAGUACAGCAUCGCUGAGAUCAACCACCGCCUCAAGAGCUACCUCAAGUUCCUGUUCGUCCGGGAGCCCUUCGAGAGGCUCGUCUCCGCUUACCGCAACAAGUUCACCCUCAAGUACAACUCCUCCUUCCACCGCCGCUUCGGCACCAAGAUCGUCCGCCGCUACCGCAAGGACGCCACGCAGGAGGCGCUGCUCAGCGGCGCCGACGUCAAGUUCCGGGAGUUCGCCGAGUAUCUUGUCGACCCGGCCACCCAACGCGACGGCCCACUCAACGAGCACUGGCAGACGGUGUACCAGCUGUGCCACCCCUGUCACAUCCACUAUGACCUGGUGGGCAAGUACGAAACCCUGGAGGAAGACGCCAACUACGUUCUGCGGCUGGCGGGGGAGUCGCUGCGCUUCCCGACCUACGCCAAGUCCACCCGCACCACAGACAGCAUGACGGCCCAGUUCUUCAGCAACAUCAGCUCUCAGCAGCACGGCCAGCUCUUCCAGCUGUAUAAACUGGACUUCCUCAUGUUCAACUACUCCACGCCAAGCUAUCUGCGACUGGACUAACGACUAGAGGACCAGGACAUGACUAGCCAGCUGGGACUCUGGGCACGAUCCACUUUUAUUAAGAGAAGAAAAAAAGAACAGAGAAAGAAGAGAAUAGAUAUUUUUGCGGAAGCUUUAUUCAAAAACUGUCGUCGCUGUUUCUGGGGGGUGAACAGGAAGGACUGAGGUGAAUGGGAGGGACAGAGAUUGAGGAAAGGUGCUGGAUCCGAUUUGACGUGAAAGAUUCUUGGUUAUCCAAUCAGCAUUGUCCUGAAGGUGAAAAAGGAGGAAGUGGAGAUCCUAUAGCAUCAGAAUGCAGGGUUCGGGUGGAGCUGAUGUCAGAGGUUUUCUAAGAGGGGACAGAGGAGAGAAGCAGGACUCCUGGAGAGUGGUCGAUGUGUGUUCUGUAUGUACAUGAGGUGGGACUCUUGACCAAUUAGGCUGCUUUGGAAUCUGCACAGCAAACGGUGGCCUCGCAUGCACGUGCUCUGGCCCCAAAGCAUCAUGGGAGCUGAGCUUAUUUUAUAACGAACAAUAACGAAACUCCGUCAAAUUGUAAAACACACCCAUGUCCUUCAGUGUGCUGUAUCCUGGGUGUGUUUGAUACCACCCACCAAUUAUACAUUUGAUAAGUAAACUGGCUCUUGGCUCCACCUCAAGCCCUCCUCAUUAUAGCUGGCUAUGAACUUUGCUCUAAAAACCUCUAGAACCAUCAGGCGUAAACAGUGGAGCUACAAUUUACAGCCAACUGCUCUAAAGUAGUAGCUAUGCUGUCAAGAUCGCCAUCGUCAUAGGUGAAAAGAACUCCUGAAUCCUGAGGUUUGCCAGGUGAGGCCUCAGACUCCCACAGCAGGAUCUGAAAAGGCGGCCAUUUUAGAAAGACACUGAGCACCCUCGAGGCUUUGAGCCACAGGAAGUGGUCAGAAGGAGUGAUUGACAGGUGUUAGGUGCCUCCCACUGACCCAGAGAGGAACUGAAGAAGAGAUGGCCCGUGUGGCUGUGAAAGGGUUUAAGGGACAUGAUCUCAUAAAUCUGCCCACACCACGCCCCAAAACCAGGGAGGGCCAUAACCCUGCCUACGGGCCAUGCCCCCCACGACGACCAAUGUUUUCAUCAGACAAUAAAAGCAAGACAUUGCUGCGAGCAGCAAUAAAAAAUAUUAUUUAAAUUACUUUUACUGUCGGGGGUGGGUGUGGUGGAUGAGAGAGAGGAAGAUUUUAAUAUUUGUUUUCUUGGCAGAUUUUUUUAAAAGAUAAAAUUGUUUUUAUGAGUUUUGUUUUUCAUGUUUUUUGUCCUGAGUUGCCUCCGGUACACUGUUAAUGGUAACAUUUUAAUUGUCUUCCUUUUUCCCGAAGGGCGUACAAUACAAUAAAGUUAGGUCCAUGGCUUUGGUUUCUCUGUGCGUGAGAACUGGGAUAUCCCAUGGGAUUUAGAGUUAUUCCCUCUCUCCCCCUUAGUCAACUGAGUCUGGUGCCAAAGGGUUGGAACACUGCCAAUGACAGAAAGGGACAGUAAACUCAACUCAUCAGUACUUUUCGGUACAUCCAAUAAUUUACAAAACAUUUACAAUCCUGUGAUUGAAAACAAACUAUAGCAUGAAAAAAGUAUUCUACAUACAUAUCUACAGUGCAGACUACUGCUCAGAAUCAGAAACAACAGCAGUGGUUGACUUCAUAAUAAUCGAUAAUAGAACCGUCUACCUUUGAGUCUGGCGCUGAAAGUCAGGUCCGUGUCCGCCCUCCUCAGGUGAAAGUGCGGUGUAAUCAUUACUCUGUGUAGUCUAUGGGAUCACAGAGAGUCGUAUACACAGUGCAGGAGUGGGCGACGGAGGGAGAAAGAAGGCCACCUAAUUAGCCAAGCUGGGAGGGAGGGAGUCCUCUUUAUUCUUUACACCCCUUUGUCAUUCUUCCUCCAUUCAGGCUUCAAAGAGAGAGGGACGUUUAUUGGGAAAGUUGUGUAUUUUUAUGUUGCUAGGUCUGAGCAGAAGUAACAGCAGCACAGAGGAAAUGAUCACUACUAUAUUCAUCUGUUCCUCUGACCGUUAGUUUAGACAGGCGUGGUGACUAAUGACAGGCUCACCUCAUUUUGUCAUAGCUUCUAAAAUAUUGGUGGCAGUUGUGGUGUGUUUGCAUGUAUGUGUCGUUAUAAUUAGCAAACGGUUUGGAGGAACAAGGCCCUUCACAUAGCGCUCUGAUAAAGAGGAAGGCUAUUGGUUUGGCCUACAUCUCCGACCCCAUCCACUUACAGAAACAAUGGGAGCAUUCUGAGCUCUCACACACACACACACACACACACACCCGCUGAUGUUGAUGCCACGCAGCCUCUUACUCAGCAGCUGUACUCUAGUGAGGGUUGGUAAGUGAGGUACGGAGGGAGAGGGGGAUGGUUAGGGAGAGGGGGAUGGUUGGGUAUGGACACAUUUAAAACACCACACACUCAGCUUAUCUCUAACUGCCUAUUUAACCUCCAAAAUGAGACACUUUACGCAAAGGCUUCACAACUCUGCAAACAGUUAUGGAGUCCUCUCCUCUUUACUCCAACCUCUCUCUCAAAAUGGCCCCAUAUAAAAACAGAAGUGGGUUUUUGGACAGUGGCAGUGAUCUCUACCCUCACAACAGGAAAAGGGCAGGCUUCUUAUACAAACAGAGCUGUUAAAAUCCCACAGAAGCCCAGCCUAACGAUCCCUGUGGAAGUUCUGACCUGAUUCAAAAAAUAUAUAUAUUCUCCAUUCUUAUUCCAUAUCCUAGCUCACUCUACCUAUAAAUCCACCUGAUUCCAAUUCUGACAUGUCCAUUUAGUGUUCCUGUGCUGUAAGUAUUUAUUGACGAGUGUACGGGUAUAUUUAUGUUGGAGAACGACGUCUAUUGUUGGACUGAAUUACAUAUUUACUGUGUUGCUAAAUGCAGAAGCACAGGAAGUGCACGCCGCUCUGCACAUUCGUAAACAUAUCCACUCUGGGGCCGGGGGGUUCUAGCCAGAGAUAAGCAUGGAUGGGGCAGUUAUCUGUCAGUGUUUUUGGGGGGAAUUAUGUUUUUAUCUUUAUAUCUAUGAGAUAUUCUUAUCCAAUCCGUCUCUGUGCAACAGUGAAAACCUCCCCAUAAUGCCCAUGGAACUUCCUUUGUGUUACACAUAAAAGGGUCCCCAUGACGUUUCCUGCUGUUACGAAUUAGCCCUUUGGUACCAACUCUCAGACCAUGAGGCUUUUCAGAAAUUUUCGAAAUAUUGUCAACUGUUGAAAUCACUGGAAGGUUGUUAGAGCAGAUCUCCCACUCAAAAUGCACAGAAACCAAAGCCUGGAAUGGUAAUAGAGCUCUUUCCUUUCCCUAUCUUAAUUAUGGUUUUCCAUGUUCCUCUGUCAGCAACACUCCACAGCAGCUUCCACACUUUUCAUUGACCUCAUAGAAAUAUAACAUAUAGAUAGAACACAGUUUCUUAGAUAUGACCUGCAGCAUACGUAUGUUGAAUGGAACCAUGAUCAUUUUGUUCAUUUCAAUGAUUCUGUCCAAUCCAUUCUAUGGUUGCCUCCUACAUAGCCUAUAGUGACUGGAGUGCCCUGACCACAGGGCACUCCAGUCACCACAGACAGUACCUUUUUAUAGGGUCACCACAGAUAGAGUCAAUGGGUGCUGAAAUGAUCUGUGCCUUUUCAUUCCUCUCAUUGGAGCACUUUACUGUCAUCUGAUUGGUCAGUCCACACACACACUCUCCCUCAUCAACUGUCAGAUGAAUGUUGUAAAACAGCAUCCCACACACUAACACAGAUCACGUGUAGACUCAUGUGACCACAUCAAGAGGAUUUGCAAAUAGAGGGUUUUAGAAAUGCUUUCUCUGCUCAGAUCUUCCCUCCUCUCCUAAGCCUUCAGAUACUGAAUGGUUUUCUGUGGCUCUGUGUUGCUCAGAGGUUGUACGUACACCCUUCAAAUCCACACUUCAACCCUCAGAUCUCUGUGUGCUAGUUUCAGUGUUCUCAUCCGUUGCCAGAUGGUGAGAGUGUGUUGAGGUGUGUUCACUUAAAUCAAUGUUGUUGACAGUCUAGGCUGGCUACUCUGCUGUUAGAUACCAUGUCAUCGGCCGGCUUGUGUCGGAGAGGUCACUAUGUGCUGUACCAACGAGUGUGUGUCUGAGCUGUGUGUGUGUGUAUAUAUAUAUAUAUAUAUAUAUAUUGGAGGUCGCUCUGUACUGUAUUGUACCUGCUCUGCCUUAGAGUAACUCCAGGAACUCAAACAGGCUACGUUGUAUUUAUUUAUUCAUUCACCAACGACUACACAUAACAUUCCUCCUGGUGGUCUCCAUGGCAACACACCUGGACUUUUCUCACGGGACAGACUGUUGGUUCAUCGUCAAGGCCCUCUCACCAGAAACAUGAAUAAUUGAAUAUAUUGACUGCAGGUAGUGGGAGAGGAGUUGUGAUUCCCCCAGCAGUGUUCAUUCUGGUUCAUUCUGUCUGAUGUUUUCACAAUAAAACGCCUCAAACUCAAACCCAGAUGCCCCGGACUACUGUUUUUUUCUUCACUCU
Salvelinus namaycush (lake trout) is the source of this 5479-nucleotide messenger RNA. RefSeq names its product carbohydrate sulfotransferase 11-like. Gene Ontology annotation, biological process: carbohydrate biosynthetic process; proteoglycan biosynthetic process. The transcript is spliced from 3 exons. Gene Ontology annotation, molecular function: sulfotransferase activity. Gene Ontology annotation, cellular component: membrane. The record is from RefSeq and is a predicted model, not a curated record. The coding region runs from base 1 to 984 and encodes 327 amino acids. NCBI's taxonomy places the organism in Eukaryota, Metazoa, Chordata, Actinopteri, Salmoniformes, Salmonidae.